AUGGCUUUGACUGACAAUGAAAACGCAAGCUCGCUAAGUUCUCCUGACGGCUCCGACACGCCUAUGGAGGACAAUUCUGAGCAGACCAGCAAAUCGCUAUUUGUCGAAUCGUUAUCGCUGAAAAGUCAGCUUGAACUGCUGAUCUACGAUCAAGCAACACGAAACGAAUUAUUGUAUAGAUCAACAGGACAAACGUCUGAUGAAGGCUUGUUUGAAGACAUAUUCGAUGGUAGCGUGUACAUGAUGCACGGAGACGGCUUGUUCGAAGACGAGCUGGAUAUCGCGCUGGCAUUUUACACAGACGGCUUCACAGCAAAAGGCAAACAGAUGACCAUCUUACACCUCAGGUCCGCUCCUGUGGAUGUUCCUCCUGCUUCCCCUGCUCCCAAGGGACCUACCUUCAUCCAAGGUACUGCUGCGUCUCAGCACGCAAACGUCGAGGCUGUUCUGAAAACGAACAUCAGCCAUUACCGACAAAAACUGGACAAGUUGGUUCUCCAAUAUGGAGUUGUCAUCACCACUGCACGUCCAAACGUCUUGAAAGAUAUCAUGACGGGAUAUCCAACGCACCAAGACUGUCCUAGCCAAAUCCAAGGUUCGACCAUCUGGCGAGCCAACCAUGAGGUCUUUGAAUCUGUGCAGCAUUUCCUACAAACCUUUGCCAAGAUCCUUGCGUCUAUGGAUGUAAAAGUUGAUCUGAUCAUGGGGCUCAUCAUGAAUUUCCAUCGAUCCUUCACUAUGAGAAUCGCAAUAUGCUCCAAGCUUGUGUUUUGCCUGGCCCCCGAACGCCCAAGAACUUGUUCAGUUUUUGAAGCCGAUGCUGAAAGAAUCGAAGGGUUUACAGCAAGACAUACCGAUGGAAGUUGA
This is a messenger RNA of Radiomyces spectabilis, 867 nucleotides long. RefSeq lists its product as uncharacterized. NCBI's taxonomy places the organism in Eukaryota, Fungi, Mucoromycota, Mucoromycetes, Mucorales, Radiomycetaceae. Bases 1 to 867 code for a protein of 288 amino acids. The transcript has 3 exons. The record is from RefSeq and is a predicted model, not a curated record.